CGGGAAGGCGCGCGUCGCAGCGAAGAGACGCCCACACGCGCCGCGCAGGAUCCCUAGCGGGGACCGUAGGGACAACCUUCCCGGGAAAGGAUCGACCCUCCGCUUCCAAGAGUGCCCGGCACUCCCCUGUUCCGGACCAGCCCAAAGGCCUUUGGAGGCCAGCCGCGAAACCCCUGGGGCUCCUUCGGUGCCUAUCCGACCCGGGGUGGUUCGUCCUGUCCAGGCUUCCCCACCCAAACCGGGGUCCCAGUUUUCCGCGGAGCUCAAGGUUCAUGGAACAGUGGCCGCCAGCCGCUUGGACUACCGCUGCGGCGACACCGUGUGGUCCCCAGCACGGGCUCCAGGGAGAACAGCUCUCGGCCGCACUGCGGUUUUGCACCAAGGGAGAGGGAAUGAGCCCGCGACACAAACGCAAAAAGGAGUCUCUGGGGCUGGAGACGGAGACCCGGCACGCCCGGGACCCAUCACGCUUGGGGACCACGGGUGACUGCCAGUCCGCCACUCCACAAGCGCCGACGCCACUUCGGAGGUGAACUUCCAGGGAGGUGUGCAGUCAUGGGAAGCCUACCCCCACACCGCUGUGGCAGGGGCGAGUCCUCGUUAAGAGGGGCUCCUGUGACCUGCGCGACCCGCAUAAGUGCCACGAAAGCUAACCAAACCUCCGAGGUCCCACCCGCGGACAGCGCCACACCGAGCUCGGGGUCCGAUGCCGGGCCAGUCCCGCGCGUCUGCGCUUCGGGGCACAGGGCCUGCGCUCCAGGAUCAGGUCCCCUGAAUCGGGAACAGAGCCCGCGUUUCCCCGCAUCCUCCCGGUCCCGCGGCUCAGCCCAGCAUCCCCGAACCCAGCCUCGCAGCCCCGGCUCUAGCUGCCGUCGUCCCGCACUCACCGCGCCCCCGCUCCCGGCGCCCGCGCAGCCUCCGCCCGCUGUCCCGGCGCCGCCGUCUCUCCGCAGGACUGCAGGCCAGGGACGUGACUUGCGACGACGCCAGGCAGAGAGCGAAGUGAGUAGUCAAAGAAAAUUUACCCUGGACAAACCGGCUGCUGGCACCUCAGCUGCCGAGGUGGGAAGCGCCCUCUGCGGGAAUGAAGUCAUCCUACCCUCUCCUGGGUGCGCCCAGAUAACCGACCAGAGCUUUCCUUUCCCAAGCUCUGGGGCCUGAGGACUUCCAGCUACUCCUCCAGGUCCUCAAGUUCCCGACUCCGACAUAAUUCCUCGCCUCCUUCUGCGAGCCUUGCAUAGGAAAAGAGAAGUACUAGUCCAAACCAGUCCAGUACCCAAGGCCCCAUAACUGCGGCAGCCUAUUUCUUGGCCUUCUUGAUGCCAUUAAUGUAGCUUACAAUUUAACACAACCCACAAACACUGAAAAUAUCAAGGCCGGUCUCAGGCUGGGGACAUCCGUUAGUUCAAAUGAAUAUUGGUUGGUACCCAGGUGAAAGAGUAUUAAGUGUGAGCGUGUUCUUUCCCUAAAUUUAUUGUUUAUUAUUUUUUGUUUUUUUGGAACAGGAUCUCUCUCUCUCUCUCUCUCUCUCUCUCUCUCUCUCUCUCUCUCUGCUUAGACUUCCUUGAACUCACUCUGCAGACCAGGCUGUCCCCCAAACACAGAGAUUUGCAAGGGUCACCAAGCCAGCCCCCUUUCCCCUGCUUUAUCCCCUGAGAUGGAUCUCUCCCCCUUCGUCCCAAGGCCUGCAUGGCCUCACACUGUAGGAAACAUGUCUGAAAGACCAGUCCCUUUCUCCUCCUGUCCAUGGUCCCAGACUGCUGAGACAGGCAGGCCCAGAAGCUGAGGCAAGGGGAUAGCUUUGGCCUAGGAAUUUGAAGCCGGCCUUGGCAACAUGGUGAGAUUUCCAAGAAGAAAAAGCACUUUGGAGGAGUCAAGCCCCGGCCACCCUCCUCUGGCCUUUGAUCCCCAGCUUCUGUCUGGCCCAGAGGCCUUCUUCCCUCUGCCUCUCUGGCCCUCCCUGGUGACCCUUUUCCUCUGAGUGCAGUCAAACAACCCUUGAUCUAUUGUUCAUUAUAAUCCCAUAGGGAUCGCUUCUGACUUGAAUCUGGGUGCCUUUUUGAAAGAAAAGCAGUAAAAACCGAAUACACAUGGCCUUGGGUUUCCAUCCUUGGAAGGGUCCCAGAAAAAUGAGGGUCAAUUGUCUUCAGCAUGCCAGCAACUCAGAUCCACAUCCGUCUGGUGGUGACACAAGUCCAGAUUCAAUGCCUGUGAAAUAAAAACAAAAACAAGAACUUAGCAAAGAGGAUGAGGACUGAAGCGUUCCACGUGGAACCUCCGCUGCUUUAGCUACGCCCGAGAGAAGAGAGGACCCGACUCCAUUUGAAGACAACUUACAUACGCCCUUGGGAGGAAGACAGCUGCCUGCCUCUUUACAGCUUAGGGCCAAACUGCUUCUACAAGCCCGGUGUGAGGCUGCCAAAAGGACAAGAGAGGAGGAAAAUAUUGUGAUAAUGAAAUGUCAGCACACUAAUAAUGGCGAAUGCUUCCUUAGUUGGGUGAACCCAACUCACCGCCAGCGAGCAGGAACUCGGAGUCAAGACGGAGCUCCCAGAACUGAAUGGGAAGAGUUCUUCUUAGAAUAAACCAAGGUCACCAUGGAGGUUGCUGGCAAGGAAGUCUGAAGUGGUGUGGACUGGAAUAUCUUGUGUGGAAGGGAAAAGGGACUUGUUUUCAUUGCCCUGCUCAUAGGCACAAACAGUGACUCUCAAGUCUCAAAAACCCCAGCACAGCACAACAGCUCAUUAUGUCACUGUGGUUUUGUUUGAAAAGGGCAAAGAGGCAAGUUAGGACCGGAGCCUGCCGCCAGCCUUAACGCCGCACUUUCCUCUCCUCAAGAGUUAAGACAUCGUCUCAGUGCACUAAGAUUUUGUGUUUCUUUUGUCAUAUUAAGAGCUACUUGUCGUAUUAUUCUUAACUAAUUUCUCUUAUUUUACAGUAACUAAAAGCCACCAUCAAUCCCGUCCUUUUGAAAAGUAGACACAAGAUUAGGGUGGUGGGGAUGCUGUCCUGGGGUCAAAUCCAGACAAGCAGCGUCGCCACACCUCACUGUCAGACCCUUGGCUUAUGUUUUUAUAACCCCCUCACACAGGAAAUCUCAGCGAUGAGUAGGAGUCUGUCCUCCAAGGAGAGCCUGCUGGCAUCCUGUUCAGGAACCGUGUGGUCCUCUUCAGGGUGCUGGUGGGACCAGGUGAUGAAGGCCAGCACCAGGAAACACUCAUGACCAGCCAUUCAGCAAACACUCGUGAGUUUAAACUCACACACUCACAGCUCCCGUGAUAAGCAGCGGUUCUAUAGUAACCAUCGCCAUGGACAGACCUCGGUGCCCAAACACUGCCUGGGUUUCUGUGGCUUCUUUUUUGACUAUGGCUAGGACAUCUGGAUCUGGAGCAAUGCUCCCAGUCUUAGCUGGGAGAGGACUGAUGGGAGAGAGGACCAGUGAGAACACACGCAUCUAGGAUUUAUCUUUAUACAGCCAGGCUACUUUAUUAGUUUAUUAGUGUGAACUAGGGAUAACCUGGCUACCUCAAACAAGUACCUUUUUAGAUAAAAAAACAAAACAAAACAAAACAUUUUUAAGCAGUCAGCUAGAUUUUAAGGAACUAGAAAGUACAGAAAAGUACUUACUAUGUGCUUGUUCAUGAGCAGAGGACACACAGAUGGAGAAUUAUCCUAAUUCAGCUAAAAUAAAGUUAGCUUUGUUUUGGGCCUAAUUCUCUUGAACUUUCCAAGAGCUAGUUAGAGAGGAGCCAAGGAGAGGGCUGGGGGAACGCCUGGCCUAGGGGACGAGUUUCUGAGCCUUGGUCGCGUGUCCUGGACACACUCUGUGCCUUUGCUUGUGGCUGCUCCUGUCACAUGCUGGGGUAGGUGGUGCACAUUCUAGAAUCUUUAUGUAUGGAGCAAGAACUAUAUACCCACUGCCACCCUGGCUGAAGACCUGACAGAAUCCUAUUACCUUUCUAGACCAGAUUGCCACUUAAAAAUUAAUAUUUUUAUUAAUAUGAACAUUUUAAGAAAAGUUGAUUACUACUAUUAAACCCCACAUAUAUACCACCCAUCUAGCUCACCA
This is a messenger RNA of Apodemus sylvaticus (European woodmouse), 4069 nucleotides long. Its product is annotated as zinc finger protein ZIC 5-like. The coding region runs from base 556 to 1161 and encodes 201 amino acids. NCBI's taxonomy places the organism in Eukaryota, Metazoa, Chordata, Mammalia, Rodentia, Muridae. The transcript is spliced from 3 exons. The record is from RefSeq and is a predicted model, not a curated record.